Molecule: messenger RNA, 2600 nt
Organism: Clupea harengus (Atlantic herring)
Lineage: Eukaryota; Metazoa; Chordata; Actinopteri; Clupeiformes; Clupeidae
Product: glucose-6-phosphate exchanger SLC37A2
Biological process (GO): glucose-6-phosphate transport; phosphate ion transmembrane transport
Cellular component (GO): endoplasmic reticulum membrane
Molecular function (GO): glucose 6-phosphate:phosphate antiporter activity
Source: RefSeq, a predicted model, not a curated record
CGUCACGCUGGGAUCACAUGGUCAAAUUGCCAGAUUACCUUUGGUGUGGGACCAGGAUUUCGAAAACCGGAAUGGCUACUUUGAAACAAUUAUGGCUAUAUUCCGUAAAUGAAGGAACAUUUGAUAGUCACAUGAUGAGUAAGAUCAGACUGUGAAUAUUCAUAGGCACCGGCUUUAUAUUCUGUCACCAGACCACUGCUUGUAAACAUGGAAGUCCUUGGAAAUUCGGUGUAUUCGGAAGAUCUUUGCUCAAGUAAAUUAGGAGGUGACAGCAAACCGGGACAGCUCUAAGAACAGCUUUUAAACGAUUUUAAAGAUUCUAGACAACACACUGUUUGUUGAACAGACAGUUUAUUAGGGAUUGUAAUUUUAGUUUAGUUUAAAAAACAAACAAACUUGUCACCCGGCCUGCAGUUAGGUUGAGUUUUCAGUCUCGGGUAUCGAUUUUAGCUAGAUAGGCUAUUUUCAGGCAUGGCGGUGUGAACAUUUUAUAAUGGUCAAUAGGUCUAGUUUGAUCGGUGUAUUUUAGGCGCGCACAUUGCAACUAUGAUUUUGUAAGGUUAAAACAAGGCGGUUUAAAGCUAUUUUAAAUAAUCAAGACAACGAAUCUAGCGAACUCCACUGAAAAUGAGGUCUUCGUUGGCUCCAGGCAUUAAACUCAUUACCUCUUUCUCCAGAGACAGCUGGUACAGAGGCUUCAUUCUCUUCCUCACAUUCCUGUUCUACACCAGCUAUCAUCUGUCUCGUAAACCUAUCAGUGUGGUUAAGAGUCAACUACACAGAAACUGUUCCAAUGUCGUUCGGCCGGCUGACUUGAAUGUCACCAACAAUGAAACCUGGUGCGACUGGGCUCCAUUUGACCAGGACAAUUAUAAAACACUUUUUGGAGCAGUUGACAACUCCUUCCUUGUCGCCUAUGCCAUUGGCAUGUUUUUCAGUGGCAUAUUCGGAGAGCGCUUGCCCCUGCGCUACUACCUCAGCACGGGAAUGGUGCUCAGUGGGAUUUUCACCUCGCUCUUUGGCUUGGGCUACUACUGGAACAUCCACUCUAUCUGGUACUACGCUUUUGUUCAGGCUAUGAAUGGACUGGUGCAGACGACAGGCUGGCCUGCAGUGGUGGCCUGCGUUGGAAACUGGUUUGGAAAGGGGAAGCGUGGGUUCAUCAUGGGCGUAUGGAACUCCCACACGUCAGUGGGGAACAUCUUGGGCUCUCUGAUUGCUGGUGUGUUUGUGUCGUCUGCCUGGGGGUUGUCCUUCAUCGUGCCUGGCAUCAUCAUCGCCUCCACAGGAGUCUUGUGCUUCUUCUUCCUGGUUGAACACCCUGAUGAUGUCAACUGUGUACCCCCACAGCAUCAUGAGAGCACGGAGCAGGAGCCUCUGCUGAGAAACUCCUCCAGUAACGAGGAGAUCUUCAGCAGCCCUCCGCCUGGCACGGAGACCAGCGUAGUGGAGCGCUCAGAAGACCCCGCCGAGGCCAUCAGCUUUUGUGGGGCCCUGAAAAUCCCUGGUGUCAUGGAGUUCUCCCUCUGUCUGCUGUUUGCCAAGCUGGUCAGCUAUACCUUCCUCUACUGGCUUCCUCUGUAUAUAGCAAAUGUUGCUCACUUUGACCCCAAGGGAGCAGGAGACAUGUCAACCUUAUUUGAUGUUGGAGGAAUAGUGGGGGGGAUCCUUGCUGGAGUGGUGUCAGACUACACUGGAGGAAGAGCCUCUACCUGCUGCGUGAUGCUGAUCUUUGCUGCCCCAAUGCUGUUUCUCUACAACCACGUUGGCGCGAAUGGUGUGCCCACCACAGUCGGUAUGCUGCUUGUGUGUGGAGCGCUGGUCAACGGGCCAUACGCUCUCAUCACCACGGCCGUCUCAGCUGACCUGGGAACCCACGAGUGUCUGAGAGGAAACUCCAGAGCUUUGUCAACGGUGACGGCCAUUAUUGACGGGACGGGAUCAAUAGGUGCUGCCAUAGGCCCUCUGUUGGCUGGGGUGAUCUCACCAACGGGGUGGAACAACGUUUUCUACAUGCUCAUCACCUCAGAUCUUUUGGCCUGUUUGCUGCUCUCCAGACUGGUCUACAAGGAGAUAAGAGGAUGGUGUGGUUAUCACACAAGGAUGAGAGGGUUUAAAGAAAUCUGAGGCGCAGGUCAACCAACAGAGGACUUCACUCCUGCACAGGACUAUAUAUCACCAGCAUAACAAAAGAAGGGACCAAAUUAUGAAGCAACACCAGCAGGACUAUUGUGAAUACCAAAUACCUCAUUUUAUUCCCUUAUCCAGGCCCUUGAGCUAAACUGUGGAGAUUGACACUGGCAGAACCACGGUGCUUCAUAUCUAUAACACUGCAGUCCCUUGUUAGCAAUGUGUUAAGAGACUUUCAUACUGGUGUUGGAACAAAUUACGCGCUACAGUGAGAUGAGGGAGGACUCAAAAAAUAAGAGUGUAAAGCCCCCAAUUACCUCCAUUUCUUUAGGAGGAGAGAAGAUUUUUUUAUUAAUAUUUUUAUUAACGAGUGUUUUUACAAACUAAAUUAUCUCUUCAUGUGCCUCCCUCUCUCUGCCUGAUUCAAAUCCAGCUGUACUUUUACCAUUAAAAUCCGCCUUUUUAGUGCA